This is a messenger RNA of Lathyrus sativus (Indian pea), 522 nucleotides long. The record is from the annotation of a GenBank genome assembly. NCBI's taxonomy places the organism in Eukaryota, Viridiplantae, Streptophyta, Magnoliopsida, Fabales, Fabaceae.
AUGGAGCAUCUACCUGUGCAUCUUGCAUAUGAAGCUUAUCUUGGUGGCCCCGUUCAAUACAAGUGGAUGUAUCCUUUUGAAAGAUUCAUGGGUGAUUCAAAGCGAUUAGUGAAAAAUAAAGUUAAAGUUGAAGGAUCAAUAUGUGCACAUUACUUGCAUCGGGAAACAUCACAUUUUUGCAGUCAUUAUUUCAAUCAUUUGAUGUUAACUCCAAGAGUCAUAAGGAAUGAAUUUGAUGUUAACAAAAGAAGACAGUUUACCUUGUCAGUCUUCAGUCUUCCCGGUCGCCCCUCUGGAAAGGAGAAUGUGCAUUGGCUAACCCAAAAAGAAUUGCAAUCUGCACAUGUUCAUGUCCUAAUUAACCGCGUUGAAGUUAGGCCAUAUCUUGAGGCAUUUAACGCCUCUUAUUUUCAAAGCACCGGUGAACAAGCAACUAUCGGUCACAUACAAGCAUCUUUUCCAGCAUGGUUCAAGGAUCAAUUGUCAUGCAUUGUUGCACCGACUCAAGAAAUACUUCAUUAG